AUGGCCGACUUGGAGCUUACUGAUACCUCUAUCGACUCGUCUUUGGGCCGCAAAGUCAAGGAUGUGGCCGCGGGUUUCGUGGGAGGGGCUACACAGGUGCUCAUUGGACAGCCUGCUGAUUUGGUGAAAAUUCGGCUUCAAACUUCAGGAGGAAAUACCAGUGCCAGUCAAGUUAUUAAGGAUGUGAUCAAGAAUGAAGGGCUUUUGGCGUUCUACAAAGGCACAUUGCCUCCCUUGGUAGGUGUGGGAGUUUGUGUUUCUCUUCAGUUUUACGGGUUCCAUGAAUGCAAGCGUCAGUUGUUGAAGCGGUCCAACCAGACCGAAUUGAAUUUGUGGCCUCAAACGUAUAUUGCUGGAGCGUGCGCUGGAAUAGUGAACACUCCUGUCACGGCGCCGGUUGAACAGCUUCGUAUUUUGAGUCAAUCGAGCAAGUCUUCAGGAAGUCCAUUACUUGCAACCAUCAAGUCCAUCUACAGCCAGAAUGGAUUAGUUCGAGGGAUUUAUCGUGGAACAGGAAUCACGUUGCUUCGAGAGAUCCAGGCGUACGGAGUCUGGUUUUUGAGUUACGAAACUUUGAUCCAAAAAAUACAAGUGUGGAGGAGAUAUACUCAUCGAGACCAAAUAUCCACUUUGGAACUACUCGGAGCCGGUGCUCUUGCGGGCAACUUUCUCUGGAUCUCGUCGUACCCCAUCGACGUCAUCAAGUCCAACAUCCAAAGCGACAAAUUUGGCGCCGAUUCAAAGUUUAAUGGAAGUGUUUUAAAGGCCACAAAAACGUUGUGGGCCACUCAAGGUGCUCGUGGAUUCUGGAGAGGAAUUGGUCCGUGCUUGGUCAGAGCCACACCAUGUAGUGCGGGUACAUUUGCCAGUGUGGAAUUGGCGCUCCGGGUAAUGGGAUAG
Meyerozyma guilliermondii ATCC 6260 is the source of this 900-nucleotide messenger RNA. RefSeq names its product Ymc2p (gene YMC2). The transcript has a single exon. The record is from RefSeq and is a predicted model, not a curated record. The coding region runs from base 1 to 900 and encodes 299 amino acids. Gene Ontology annotation, biological process: mitochondrial L-ornithine transmembrane transport. Lineage: Eukaryota; Fungi; Ascomycota; Pichiomycetes; Serinales; Debaryomycetaceae. Gene Ontology annotation, molecular function: L-ornithine transmembrane transporter activity.